GCGUCAUUACUGCUGUGACUGAGAGCGAUGCCUUCGCGUAAAGACACGCGCCAUCCUCACAGUGUGUGCCCGCAGACCCCUCCCAGCGAGUCCAGUCGAUCACGGGCUGGCGGACGGGAGAGGCGCUCCCGCGUGAACAGCUCGGACACACCACGCGCCACUGGGCCAGACGUGCGAGUAUCGCUGACCUUGGUGCUGAAAAGUCCCGCAGCCGGAAAAAGCCACGAAAAGGAGCGCGGGGGAAAGGAUAAUCUCGUGACUAUAACAAUUAAGAAUUCAUUCAUUCAGUCUUGUCAGUUGUCAGGAUUUUGUUACUCUUGAUUCAACAAAGGAUAUUCAAUUUUCGAUUUGAUCAUGGUUGAACACCUUCCUAUUUUUAUGAAAAAAAUAAAAAUCCUUUCUUAACGUGAUAAGAAAUAUUUUAUUGCAACAAAUUGUUGAGUCACGAAGAUAUGGCAUUGCGUGCGCAUGCUGAUCGCCAGCGAAGCGGAGAGUGUGUGUUUGUGACCAGGCGCCAGCUAUCCACUCCUAGAUGUAGCUAGGCGUUUUCUCACACACACACCGCGAGCCACCCGUUCCAACGCUAUACCUUCGAGCCAACUCCGUUCCUCUUCAGUAGGAAACACCUCUGUACUCUCUCUGGUGUGUUCGGUCGCCACGCACCGUAACAUGACACUUUAACGUAGGACGAAGAAGCACCGUCGGAUUAUUCACAUUUGGACAUGGAGCCCGAGCCUGCGCCCGCGCCCGAAGCCCGGGGGUUCACCCCCAAUAAAGAGGGGUUCAAACAGCUUGCGGGGAAGACACUGGGGCAUAUGUACAGAGUGCUCGAGAGGCGACAGAAGCCCGGAGAGAACAUUGAGCUGACGGAAGAUGGCCGCCCGUCGGUGCCCGCUGAGAGGAAGGCCCCGUUGUGCGACUGCACGUGCUUCGGGCUCCCACGCCGCUACAUCAUCGCCAUCAUGAGCGGCCUCGGGUUCUGCAUCUCCUUCGGGAUCCGCUGCAACCUGGGCGUGGCUAUCGUCAGCAUGGUCAACAACAGCACAAUCCACCGGAAUGGCAAGAUUAUCGUCACAGAGAAAGCGAAAUUCAAUUGGGACCCCGAGACUGUCGGGAUGAUCCACGGAUCUUUCUUCUGGGGUUAUAUCGUCACACAGAUCCCGGGAGGCUACAUAUCCUCGAGACUGGCGGCAAACAGGGUCUUUGGUGCCGCCAUAUUUCUAACCUCCACGCUCAACAUGUUUAUUCCGUCGGCGGCGCGCAUGCACUACGGAUUAGUCAUCUUUGUGAGGAUACUGCAGGGCCUCGUAGAGGGUGUGACCUACCCAGCGUGUCAUGGGAUCUGGAGUAAGUGGGCCCCACCCCUGGAGAGGAGCCGAUUAGCCACUACGUCCUUCUGUGGGUCCUAUGCAGGAGCUGUCAUUGCCAUGCCUCUGGCUGGGAUCCUCGUGCAAUACUCUGGCUGGUCCUCUGUCUUUUAUCUUUACGGCUGUUUCGGUAUCUUCUGGUACAUGUUCUGGAUCCUGGUGUCGUAUGAGAGUCCUGCGGUGCACCCCACCAUCACAGAAGAGGAGCGCACCUACAUCGAGGAGAGCAUCGGGGAGAGCGCCAAGCUGCUGGGCCCUGCGGAGAAGUUUAAGACGCCCUGGCGUCGGUUCUUCACCUCCAUGCCCGUGUACGCCAUCAUCGUGGCCAACUUCUGCCGCAGCUGGACUUUCUACCUCUUGCUCAUCAGCCAGCCGGCCUACUUCGAGGAGGUGUUCGGCUUUGAGAUCAGCAAGGUUGGCAUGCUGUCUGCUCUCCCCCACCUGGUGAUGACCAUCAUCGUGCCCAUCGGGGGUCAGCUCGCUGACUACCUGCGUGCUAAUAACAUCAUGUCCACCACCAACGUCAGGAAGAUCAUGAACUGUGGAGGCUUUGGUAUGGAGGCCACUCUGCUGCUGGUGGUUGGCUACUCCCACAGUAAAGGCAUGGCCAUCUCCUUCCUAGUGAUGGCUGUGGGCUUCAGUGGCUUUGCCAUAUCAGGUUUUAAUGUCAAUCAUCUGGACAUUGCCCCUCGCUAUGCCAGCAUUCUGAUGGGCAUCUCCAAUGGGGUGGGCACUCUCUCUGGUAUGGUCUGCCCACUCAUCGUGGGGGCCAUGACCAAACACAAGACUCGAGAGGAGUGGCAGUACGUGUUCCUGAUCGCCUCCAUGGUGCACUACGGCGGCGUGAUCUUCUACGGGCUCUUUGCGUCGGGCGAGAAGCAGCCGUGGGCCGACCCCGAGGAGACCAGCGACGAGAAGUGCGGCUUCAUCGAUGAGGACGAGCUGGCCAGGAGAAGGCGAGGCGCAUCAUCUGGACUACAACACCCACGGGCCCCAUCAGGACCCGACCAAAUCAGGACCACCCGCGGAGUCAGCGGAGGGAUGGGCGGGGGCUGGGGACCGGGUCUGGAUCAGCAGGGAGGCUACUCCUAG
Molecule: messenger RNA, 2459 nt
Organism: Alosa alosa (allis shad)
Lineage: Eukaryota; Metazoa; Chordata; Actinopteri; Clupeiformes; Clupeidae
Product: vesicular glutamate transporter 2.1-like
Exons: 12
Coding region: 723-2459 (578 amino acids)
Biological process (GO): regulation of synapse structure or activity; neurotransmitter loading into synaptic vesicle; monoatomic anion transport
Cellular component (GO): synaptic vesicle membrane; excitatory synapse
Molecular function (GO): neurotransmitter transmembrane transporter activity; L-glutamate transmembrane transporter activity
Source: RefSeq, a predicted model, not a curated record